Molecule: messenger RNA, 606 nt
Organism: Ipomoea nil (Japanese morning glory)
Lineage: Eukaryota; Viridiplantae; Streptophyta; Magnoliopsida; Solanales; Convolvulaceae
Exons: 4
Coding region: 1-606 (201 amino acids)
Source: RefSeq, a predicted model, not a curated record
AUGAAGGAUCAAAGUGUUGAGCAAUCUGCUACUGCUAAAAGACCCCCAAUUGUUGGUGAAAAUGUCUAUUUGCUUUUGGGGACACACUGCAAGGGGCUUGUCAAAGCGUUGUCAUCACUCCCUGUUGAGAAAGAGUGCAUUGAUUUCGAUAUAGAUUUGACAAUCUUCCAUCAUGCACAUGUGAAUGGUAUUUAUGUGAUGAUUGAGGAUAUACAGGAUUUGUUGACAAUGAAUUGGCUCGAUGUCUCAAUUAUACAAGUGUUUAUGAUGUUUUUGAAUAAGUUCUGUAAGCAGCAUGGAGUGACAUCAAUUGGGUUUGCGUGUCCAACACAAAUUUCUGCCGAUAUGAUUAACUUAAAUUCUAAUGCCGUUACAUCAUAUCUAAUUCAUGUCAUGGACGAACACAAGGAUCAGCAAUUCAUAUUGGCACCAUAUCACCAAAGUCAUUUCGAUCUGUUCCUGCACGAAGCACUAGAACGAUUCAUUGGAAAGAAUGCAGAGUAUGAAGUUAAAGUUAAAGUAUUUGAAGAUGCACCCUACUCUAUUAAUGAAAUAGAUGAAGUUCGUGAGUUGUGGGCACAUUACUUUAGUAAAGAGUGCGUGUAA